Brassica rapa (field mustard) is the source of this 4201-nucleotide messenger RNA. Its product is annotated as probable membrane-associated kinase regulator 4. Gene Ontology annotation, molecular function: kinase inhibitor activity. NCBI's taxonomy places the organism in Eukaryota, Viridiplantae, Streptophyta, Magnoliopsida, Brassicales, Brassicaceae. The record is from RefSeq and is a predicted model, not a curated record. Gene Ontology annotation, cellular component: plasma membrane.
CUACUCAUAUCUCUAAUCACUGAAACAUUAUACACACAAAAUAAGCAUUAACAAAUGGCAGCUAAUUUAGCCUUAUGUGACAGUGAUGUAGAAGAAGAUUACAUAGACAUGGAAGUAACUUCUUUUACAAGCCUCGUCCACAAAACCCUCAGCAACAACAACAACAACCCUCGAGAGUUCGAGUUCCAAAUGUCUCACCUUGGUCCUCUCCAGAUAGACAAAACCACUUCUCCUGCUGACGAACUCUUCUACAAAGGCAAGCUUCUCCCACUCCACUUACCUCCACGUCUCCAAAUGGUCCAGAAUCUUCUAGAAGAUUACACCUUUGACGACGAUUUCUACAGCACACCUUUAACCACUCCGGUGACAAGCAACACACCGUUUGAGUCUUGCACCGUCUCUCCAGCAGAGUCUUGCCAAGUGAGUAAAGAGCUUAACCCUGAAGAGUACUUCCUCAACUAUUCAGAUUCAUUAGAGGAGAAGAAAUCUUGGGGCAAGAAACUGAAGUUGAUCAAGCAGUUAAGUUUUGGAACGAAGAUUAAAGCUUCGAAAGCUUAUCUAAGAUCCUUCUUUGGGAAAUCAAGUUGUUCUGAUGAGUCAAGAGUUGCUGACGAAGGAUCUGUUUUGAGGUAUUCACGAGUGCAGCCUCCUUUUGGACAAAUCAAAACAGAGAAACCUAAAAAACAGAGUAAUGGUUCUGUUUCUGGGAGCCAUAGGAGUUCUUUUUCGGUUUCUAUGAGGAGACAGCCUGCGAAGAGUUCGAACAACAAAUCAUCUACUAGUUCAGGGUUUCGCCCGUUGCAGUUUCUGAAGAGAAGUACGAGUUCGAGCUCAGAGAUGGAGAAUUCUGUUCAAGGAGCUAUCUUGCAUUGCAAGCAAUCUCAGCAACAGAAGCAGUGUAGUGUUAAUGAGGUUGGAUUCUGUUCGUUGUCAGCUUCAAGAAUCGUAGCGACGGAUGAUCAAGAACGGGUUCAGCUCUUCAGGGGUUAACUAAGGAAUUAAAUUGUACGUCAAGAUGAUGAGACGAUAAUAAGAGUCGAGUGAUAGUGAAAACACUAGAGAUUAGAUUCCUUGUUAUCUUCUGACUUUUUAUCUGAUUUUGCUUCUUUUAUGUUAUUUAAUGAGAUUUCAUAAAUUCAUAUUGCCAUUUUCGUGUCUAAAAAUAGAUAUGAUUAGAAAUCAGAUAUUUAGAUUCAACUCAAAUUACUAGUGUUUGAGGUUUUAGAUUCAAAUUAGAUAUGGUCGGAAUGUAAACUAAUGCAAAUGUCUACUCUAACCGAGAGUUUCUUUUUAUUGAGCUUUUAAACCGAGAGUAUUAUUUAAGACUAUUUUAUAUUUUAAAUGUAACUGUAUAUAUACAUAUACAAAACCUUCAAUUAGUUAAAUCUUUGUUAAACUUAAUUUCUUUCAUAUGGUUUUCCAGAUCAUCAACAAUUUAAUAUACUGACUAAAAUAUCAAUAAAUCAGAAGUUGAUUAAGUUUACACCGCAUGCACACUCACAAAUUAAUAAUUAUUUUUAUUCUUAUAUAAUUUGCAGCUCAAAAUUUUUAAUUUUGUUUAAAAGUUUACCAUACAAAUGAUUUAGUUUUAAGAUUAAUAAAUGCGUCUAGCUUGAAUUUGUUUAGCUAAGUAUUACAGUCACAAUGUUAAAAUCACCAAAGUAGUAAUAUACAUAAGAGAAAAUACAUAAUUUACAAGAGACAAUAGACAAUUUAUCAGAGAUUGAUUGAGAGACUAAAAUGAUGAUUCCAUAAACACGAAUUUUCAGAGUCAAACCGUCGUUAUCACCGUAGAAGGAUUCACUUCUUAAAGUUGAAAAGGAGGAUAUAUCGGAAAACAUGGAUCCAUGCUUUCGGAAAGCUGAUCGCUACUUCGCUCCAUAAUUUGUUUAAAUAAGUAAGUCUCUAGUUUGUGUAAAGAAACCAUUAUGACAAGUAUUAUAUAUGUGUAAAAAACUAAAAAUAUAAAAUCAUCAUUACGAGACAAUGACAACAGCAAUAUAGAGGUUAGGUCGAGUUCCGAAGUCUAGUUAACCCUUUUUUAAACUAUCUAUCAGUGUUAAGUUUCCUUUAUAGGGUCCUCUUAUUACAAGUUCCAUCUUCUACACAUACCCAAUAAUCUGUUUAAGUAAAUCCAUCUUUUAAACUAUCCAUUAAGAGCAUCUCCAAAAAUGAACUCUAUUUUGAAAUUUCUAAAACUCUAUAUUUGAAAUUUAAAGGCUUCUCUAAAACCAAAACUUCAAACUCAACUUCAAAACUAUUUAUAUUUUAUAAUAUGGUCAUUAUAUUUGUCAUAACUAAUUUGAAUUCAUAUUACUUUUAUAAAUAACUAGCACAUAUAUAAACAUAUUACAACAAUAUUAAUUAAUAAAUAUUCUAUUAAAAUAUAAAAAUUAAAUAAAAAUAAUUUAAUUAAUAUUAAACUUCAAACAAAAUACCAUAUUAUUCCACAAAAUGAUUUUCGUAAUGCAUAUAUGAUUUAUUAUUGCAUUUCGAAGUAAAAAUGGGUUUCCUCAUUUUUACUUUGUAGAUUACGAGUUAAAAGGUGUUGAAAUCAAAUGAUAUUGAUACUUGUAAAUACAUUAAAUUAGAACAAGACAGUAAAAAAGAAACAUAAAAUAUUAUUAAAAAACUAAUUUAUUUUCGAUGAUAUUAAUACUCGUGAAUAUAUUCGAUAUGAACAAGAAAGAAUUGUAAGAAAAAGACAUCAAAAACAACAACAACAACCAUCUUCACUCACACAAAACAAUUUGGAUAAUAUUUGAAAAUUUUGAAGUUCCCGGAUCAAACUUGUCUGAUUAUUAGUGUUGUUGUAAUAUUUAAAUUUGUGUAAUUGUUAUGUCUUCAUAUAAUUUUUUAAAAUCUUUUUGUUAAAUUUCUUUUGUGUAUUAUUGUUGUCUAAAUCUAGUUUAAAAUAUUUUAAAUCUUAUUUUAAAAUUUUAUUUAAUUUUAUGUGUAAAAUUUAAAAUCUGCAAACAAAAUUUAAAAUAUUUAUGAGAUAUAAUUUUUUUAAGAAUUAAAAUAACAAACGAGAAAAUAUUUAUGAAUCAUAAAAGUGAUGUGUGAUUGCAUGCAAAUAAAAAUAUGAAACUUCAAACUGAUGUUUUGAGCGGUGAAACUUCAAAUAUAGAAUUAUAAACUUCAAAUAUGAAGUUUUGAAAUUUUUUUUUGGAGGGCAAAAAAUUUCAUAUUUAAAGUUAUAAACAUAUUAUUGAGUAUGCCUCUUACAACAAUUAAGGUAACCUACGGAAACUAUGGUAACAUAAUUAAAGAUUCAAAUCUAAAAGGCAAUUUAGAAAGGGGGACGGGAGGGACAAUAGAACCCAAAGCUGUGGGCUGCUUUAGCUUAUCUUUUGUGUGUUUGAUUAGUGCGUGUGCAUCCGUGUAACUUUCAAAGCCCUUAAAAUAAGAUUAAGUUGUCCAAACCUUUCUUUCUCCAUUUUUAUGUUUUUAUUUUGUUUUGUUUGAUAACGAUGUCAUAAAGAUGUUUUACCUGCUAAAUGAUUAAUUAUAUACUAGGUAAUAACCCGCGCCUUGCGCGGAAUGUGAUUAUUAGUUUUGUUAUUUUUAAUAAAAAAGACAUUAACUCUGUUUAAUCUGAAUAUUAGUUAGGUUUUACGUUUUUUUUUGUUUUUAAUCUUCUAAAAUAUAACUAUUAUUUUAAAUUAAUAUUUAUUUUAGUUUAUUUGGUUAAAAUGUUUGAUUUUUUGGUUUUUUCCGGUAAAACCAAAAAUUAAUAUUAUUUAUUUAUUUUCAAAUUAUGAAUUUUAGAUAUUCGUCAUGUUGAAUCAAUAGUUUCAUAUUAUAGUUUUUAAACAGAUAAUAGUUUAAGAAAAAAAAAGAAAAUUAUUAAGACAAAUCAUUUCACUACAAUUUGGUCGGUAGUGAAAGAAGUAUUAAGAAAAAAUAUUUCAACUUUAAAAAAAAAUUAGAUACUUCAGUUGUGGUGAAUACUUAGUUAUAAGGUGCUCACAUCAAGGUGGACACGUAUGUUUAAUACUUAGUUAGAAGAUGCUCAUAUCAAAGGUGCACAUGUAUGUUUAUGUAAAAAAUAUAUAAAAAUAGUUGAAAAAUAUAUAAAGAUAUUGUUAAUUAAUAUUAAAUGAUAUUUUGGUUCAAAAUAAUACAUGAAAAAUAAAAUUAAAAUUAAUUUAAAAUAAAAAAGACCUUGACAUUAGUCAUUUUUAUCAUAUAAAGAAAA